Messenger RNA from Protobothrops mucrosquamatus (brown spotted pit viper), 4062 nucleotides. RefSeq names its product zinc finger protein 608 (gene ZNF608). The transcript is spliced from 8 exons. Gene Ontology annotation, cellular component: nucleus. Lineage: Eukaryota; Metazoa; Chordata; Lepidosauria; Squamata; Viperidae. The record is from RefSeq and is a predicted model, not a curated record. Gene Ontology annotation, biological process: regulation of transcription by RNA polymerase II. The coding region runs from base 1 to 4062 and encodes 1353 amino acids.
AUGGCGCAUCAACACGUUCUGAUACUCACGGACAAUGUGGCGGCCAAGGCACAUGUCAACCGACAGGGAGGCACGCGAUCCUUGGCUCUCAUGACUGAAGCACAAGCACUAGGAAUCUGGGCAGACAGCAACCCAGCCUCCAUCAAGGCCGAGCACAUUUCAGGAGAAGCAAAUAAUCAGGCAGACUCCCUGAGUAGGGCGAUGAUAGACCACUCAGAGUGGAGCCUGCACCCUGCUCUCUUCAGGGAGGCAUCAGAGAGAUUCGGCCGCCCAGUGCUGGACCUGUUUGCCAGCCCAAAGAAUGCUCAGCUUCCGAGGUUCUUCUCCCGUUUUCCGACACCAGGAGCAGAGAGAGCAGAUGCACUCGGAGGCCAAUGGCCGAAAGGACUGCUGUAUGCAUUCCCACCACUCCCUCUGAUACAAGCAACCAUCAGAAAGAUAUUGCAGGAACAAGCAGAGGUUGACCCCCUCUUUACAGUGCCUGCACCUCCGCCUCCUAUUUCCAGUAAUCUGACAGCUCAGAUUCUACCUUCCUAUUUUUCACCAUCUUCAUCCAACAUUGCAGCCCCGGUGGAGCAACUUUUGGUACGGACUCGUUCAGUGGGUGUGAAUACUUGUGAUGUUGGAAUAGUAACAGAACCUGAAUGCCUUGGACCAUGUGAACCUGGAACCAGUGUAAAUUUGGAAGGGAUUGUAUGGCAUGAAACUGAAGAAGGUGUCCUUGUUGUUAAUGUUACUUGGAGGAAUAAAACCUAUGUUGGAACGUUGCUUGAUUGCACAAAACACGAUUGGGCUCCUCCCAGGUUUUGUGAAUCGCCAACAAGUGACCUGGAAAUGCGAGGAGGUCGGGGCAGAGGAAAGCGAGCAAGAUCUGCAGCAGCUACAGCCACACCUGGGACUGAUAUUACCUUUACAGAGUCCAGAGGACUACAGAACAAGAACAGAGGUGGUGCCAAUGGUAAAGGAAGACGGGGCAGCCUUAAUUCUAGUGGCCGCAGGACACCCCCCAACUGUGCCAUGGAGGAUAUGAAAGUCAGCCCUUUGUCUAAUAACAAGAGGAAAAACAAGCCACCCAUGGAGCUGGACUUGAAUUCCAGUUCAGAGGAUAACAAAUCUGGAAAGCGCAUGCGCACCAAUUCUAGAAGCACUCCUACCACUCCCCAAGGGAAACCAGAGAUGGCUUUUUUAGAUCAAGGCUGCUCUUCUCCAGUGUUGAUUGAUUGCCCCCAUCCUAACUGCAACAAAAAAUACAAGCACAUUAAUGGGUUAAGGUAUCAUCAGGCUCAUGCACAUUUAGACCCAGAAAACAAACUGGAAUUUGAGCCUGACAGUGAAGACAAAAUCUCAGACUGUGAGGAAGCACUCGGCAAUGUGGCACUUGAAUGCAGUGACCCAAGCACAAGUUUAUCACAUUUUGAUCAGCUGAAAGGGCCCCUGUCUCCUUGUUCCCUGAGUACCCCUGGAACACCAAAGGGGAAACGGGAGCAGGCCCACAAUGGCAGGAAUUCUGGCAAAAAGAGGGGCUUGAACAGUGAACUGAAUAGUCUACCGGUUAUUUCUAAUAUGACUGUGACUCUGGAAAACUGUUCAGUGGCAGAAAACAGUUUGGCCAGUGAAAUGCCCAAGCUAGAAGCUGAAGGACUAAUAGACAAGAAAAACCUAGGAGAAAAAGACAAAGGCAAAAAAGGCAGUAAUUGCAAAGUAGAUAAAAAUCUGUCCAAGCUGAAAACUGCCAGACCCAUUGCCCCAGCUCCGGCUCCCACACCGCCUCAAUUAAUAGCUAUCCCCACAGCAGCCUUUACAACCACCACCACUGGGUCAAUAUCAGGAUUGCCCUCCCUGACAACCACUGUUGUGCAGGCUACACCAAAGAGCCCUCCGCUAAAACCUAUUCAGCCAAAGCCCACAAUCAUGGGAGAGCCGAGCACUGUCAGUCCAGCUCUCACAUUACUCAAAGACAAAAAGAAAAAAGAGAAGAGAAAACUUAAGGACAAAGAAAGCAAAGAGACUGGGAAUCCUAAAGUGGAUUUGAAGCUGGGAAAAUUAGAGGACACCAAGGGGUCUGGGAAAGAGAUUACUGGGCAUUUUUUAAAGGAACAUCUCAGCAAGAAUGAAGUGUUAGCUAACGGACUGUCAGAGUCUCAGGAGAGCAGGAUGGCAAGCAUUAAAGCUGAAGCUGAUAAAGUUUACACUUUCACAGACAAUGCCCCCAGCCCUUCGAUAGGGAGUUCCUCCAGAAUGGAAUGCAGCCCUUUAGUCAAUGGACAGUCUUCAGUGGCGCCACUGCAUGUGUUGACACAGAAUGGAGCAGAGGGUGCUGCUGCUAAAACUAACAGUCCUGCUUACUCGGAUAUCUCUGAUGCUGCAGACGAUGGUGGUUCUGACAGCAGGUCAGAGGGCAUGAGGUCAAAGGCCAGCUCUCCUUCAGAUAUUAUUUCUAAUAAAGACAGUGUUGGAAAAGGACAUUCUUCAACGCCGGUACAAUUACCCCAAGUAAAAGAAGCUCAUUCUCCUUAUUACCAUGGCUACGAUCCUUAUUAUUCUCCAAGCUACAUGCACUCUGGACAGGUCAGCACCCCCGCAGCUGGGAACAGCAGCAAUAACCCCCAGGGAAUGAAGAUCAAAAAGGAGGUGGAGGAAGAGGCUGAGAAAAAAGAUAAGGCAGAGCCUCCAGAAUCCAAAAAAAGUGAAGCUGGUCCCACUAAUUUGCAGCCUCAACACCAGUCUGUAAUAACUCAGAGGCAUCCUGCACUUGCCCAGUCACUUUACUAUGGCCAGUAUGCUUAUGGGCUUUAUAUGGACCAAAAAUCCUUAAUGGCCUCUAAUCCUGCUUAUAGGCAGCAGUAUGAAAAAUACUAUGAGGACCAGAGAUUAGCAGAACAGAAAGUGACUCAAACUGGUAGAGAAUGUGAAAGGAAAAACGAGCUCCAGCUGAAAGACCUGGGAAAAGAUGACAAGUUGAAAAAUAUACCCUCUGCUACAAUCUCAAAAGCACCUUCAGCUUCAGAGACUAAUAAAAACAACACUAAAUUAGGGUCAUCAGUCCCUAAUAAAACUGAGGAAACAAGUAAACCUCAGAUGCUUUCAAAUCAUCAGCAACAGAUUCAGUCCGAUAGCUUCAAAGCAAAACAAAUGGAAAACCAUCAGCUUAUAAAGGAGGCUGUGGAGAUGAAAUCUGUUAUGGAUUCUAUGAAGCAGACUGGAGUAGAUCCUACUACAAGGUUUAAACAGGAUCCAGAUACAAGAACAUGGCAUCAUUAUGUAUACCAGCCAAAAUAUCUUGAUCAGCAGAAAGUGGAAGAACUGGACCGUGAAAAAAAGUUAAAAGAAGAUAGCCCCAGAAAAACACCUAAUAAAGAAGCUUCCUUCUCUAGCCUUCCAGUUUCAUUAAACAGCAUUAAAGAAGAGCCCAAGGAGAUGAAGCGUUCUGAGUCUCAGCCACUGGAGGAGAACAAGAUAAAAAAUGAUGAUCAAAAGACUCCUGUAAACUGGAAGGAAUCCCGGGGUACUAGAGUGGCUGUUUCCUCUCCAAUGACUCAGCAUCAGUCAUAUAUACAGUACUUGCAUGCUUACCCUUACCCACAAAUGUAUGAUCCUAAUCAUCCUGCAUACCGCGCUGUUUCUCCUGUUCUCAUGCAUAGUUAUCCAGGUGCCUAUCUCUCACCAGGAUUUCAUUAUCCUGUUUAUGGAAAGAUGUCUGGGAGAGAAGAGGUGGAAAAAGUCAAUACCAGCCCUAGCAUCAGCGUAAAAUCAACCACUGAAUCUAAAGCACUGGAUUUGUUGCAGCAGCAUGCCAAUCAGUAUCGUAGCAAGUCGCCUGUGCCUGUGGAAAAAUCUACAGCUGAACGUGAGAGAGAAGCAGAAAGGGAGCGAGAUCGUCAUUCCCCCUUUAGUCAACGGCAUCUUCAUACACAUCACCAUACACAUGUUGGAAUGGGCUACCCGCUAAUUCCAGGUCAAUAUGACCCAUUUCAAGGGCUGACCUCUGCUGCCCUUGUUGCUACUCAGCAGGUGGCUGCUCAGGCAUCUGCAUCUGGUAUGUUUCCUGCACAAAGAAGGUAA